AUGGAAUCUGAAAACUCACUUUACUCCUGCUUGAGAGACAGAAUAUUAAACGAUCUGUUAGAAGAUAUCUGCAGAAGAGCUCCAUAUCUGGCUAUGAUAGUAGAUAAAACCUCUAUCAGUUUUUUAUCAGGGGCUGUCACGGUUCUCGAUCUUACAGAAAGAGGAAUUUCUGUCAUAGAACAAUUAGAAAAAACUAGAAUGCCAAUGCCAGAUAUUGAGGCAUUAUAUUUUGUGACACCAACUGACAAAGUGGUUAAGCAUAUUGCAGAAGAUUUUUCAAGUCGAGUUGCAACAUAUAGAACAGCACAUCUAUGUUUUACCUCAAGUUUAUCAGAUUGGCAGCUUACCUAUUUAGCGGCUUCACCUAUUAUGCCGUUUAUUCGAACCCUUAAAGAAGUCAACUGCGAAUUUCGAGUAUGUGGGCUUGACGCUUUUUCUCUUGAAGAAAAUCAUUUCAUGGGACCUCUUUAUCUCUCUGAAUCUCUUAUAGACCGCCAAACAGCAAUCUUAGCUCUUGCUAAAAAACUUGCUAAUCUUUGUGCAAUGCUUAAAGAAUUCCCUUAUGUUUGCUAUCAAUCUCUAUCUCCUCAAGCUGAAGAACUUGCUAUUGAGCUUGAACAACAAAUAGGAAUAGUGUAUAGGAAAAUCCCAUAAAUAAAAUUGCUUGAGGGAGAGAAAAUUAGCAGAGCUAAUUUCGCUCGAACCGAAUGCCAUUUUAUUUAUGGGGUUAGGUUUUCUUCUGAGAGCUUCUGUACAGCAAUAGCAGUUUUAACUCUGGCAGAUAUUAUUAGGGGAUAAAUUUGGUUAAACGGAUGAUAGAUCGUAAAUAUUAUUAUUAUAUUAUUAACUCUGGCAGAUAAGCCGAGGCACUGCUCCAAGUAUAUCAAGAGGCUCGAAGUUUUACCUCUCAGCACACCCGAGGAAGGUGACCCUUAGGCGGAACACGCGCAGGAGCUGAGUCAAGGAGCGCGAGGCGAACGCAGCCCGUUGAAGCCGGAAAAUCGUAUUUACCCUUUCCUUGGUGAAGCAAAGUGGAUCAGUCCAGAGGUCCAUGGGUCCGACACGUGGAUAAAUAUGGUGGCAGCCCUGGAGUAACAGCUAUACUGUAGUGGACGUUAAACGAUAUAGAUAAUAAUGUAAUGUAAUGUAUAGGAAAUCCCGAUUUGCAGUUCAAUGAAAAUAGGUCAACCCUGGUAAUUUUGGAUAGAAAAUUUGAUUUAUCAACACCAUUAUAUCAUGAUGUUCAUUAUGAGCCUAUGACACGAGAUAUCCUAGGAGUUUCAAUGGACGGACGUGUAAAAUAUGAGUCUGUUGAUAAUGAGAAUACUGUUUCUAAUAAAGACGCAACUUUAAAUGAGCUUGAUAAUAUAUGGACCAAGCUUCGCUAUGAUGAAGUGGAUGACGCACAAGGAACCUUGGUUGAUGAUUUGAAUGAAUUUCGAAAUAGAAAUCGAGAUGUAGAAGCUGCAGCUAAUCAAGAAGCUUUAAAUAUAAAACAAGUCGCUAGAGUUGUAGGUGGACUAUCAGAGUAUAAUGAAUAUAUGGCCAGAUUUGCAGUGCAUAGAUAUUUGAUUGAUUUAUUAUUAAAACGAUUUGUGGAUGAUGGGCUCAAUGAUGUCAGUGAAAUUGAACAAAUUUUGCUAACAGGAGUUGAUUCAAAUAGAAAUUGGAUAAAACCUGGGAAAAUCGUUCCAAGAGUUGUACAGAAAAUGAGACAAAUCACUGAUGAAGAAGAUAGACUAAGAUUAGCUUUAUUAACAGUUAUCUGUUUAGAGCUAAAAGAAAAGCAUAGAAAAAUGGUAACAGAUUUAUUACAAACCAAGCAUAUUUUUUUAAUAUCAAAAUUAGGCUAUCUAGGAAUUCAACCACAGACUUCUAACAGAAAAACUUUAUACAGAGAUGAAGAAAAUUUAAGAGAAAUCGUCAAAAAAAUGAAGCCUAUAGAGAAGGUCUAUAAUUAUUAUCAACCAAAGCUAAGAAAUAUUAUUAGAGCUGCAUUAGAUAAUCAGCUUGAUCCAAGCAAUUUUAUUUUUGGAAAAGCUGCACCACCUAAUCUUCAAGGAUUUGAAGGGCCAAUUUCUGUAGGAACUUCUCUUAGAAAAAAGCCAGCACAAUUAAAAUCUGCAAGAGGAAGAAAACGAAUCAUAAUCUUUAUUUUAGGAGGGUUGAGCUACGCUGAAGUUUGUCUUAUAAAAGAAUUCCAAAAUGAUGCACAAGUAAUUUUAGGAGGAAAUAAAAUUAUGGCUCCAUUGGAUUUUAUGGAAGAUACAUAAAAAUGGGUUAGAACUAGCCCAACCUCCUAACGUCUGUAGCUGGGGAGACCAGGGAUUUUUUAGAAGAAAGCUUUGGCGUUCGGUAUAAGUGUCCGAAUAGGUUUUUACUUGGUUUGGUGGAGCGCAAUGACCGGUUGGCGGACUGCAGGUACACAGCCAGGCUAAUGUUUUGGGAAAAUGGAGUUCGAAGUUGGAGAGGGUGUCCCAGCAAUACAAUGAGGUUCUUCUGGUCGAUCGGGAACGUUCCCAGCUGAUAUCAGGUAUUAUGUCCUGGGAUACAAUUUUUCAUCUUGGCCGAGAGGCAACAACAACGAAAUUGUUUUUCGAAUUUUUCUAGAAGAUAAGCCCCGUUGGUGUACGGCGCGGUGACCAAACUUUCCAAUGUGCAGGCCGAAUUCUGUUAGAAACACGACUUUGAACGCCGUUAGAUGAUUUUCGGCGAAGCAGACAAGUGGAGCAUUAUGGAAGGUGAUAAAGAUCUUCGGAUCCCUGCAGGGAGUUUAUAACCUAACUAAGUGUGUAAUGGAUUUUAUGGAAGAAAUUAGCUCAAUUGAAAGGAAAUCUGGAUAUGACAAUGGAGUUGAUCCUAGAGAUGUGAAUUUGCAAGUUUAG
Messenger RNA from Blepharisma stoltei, 2885 nucleotides. NCBI's taxonomy places the organism in Eukaryota, Ciliophora, Heterotrichea, Heterotrichida, Blepharismidae. The record is from the annotation of a GenBank genome assembly.